GCGGUCCCUUCGGCUCCGAACUGACCCUGAGGAAGCCAGGGUGGUCUCCGCGGUGCUGCGGAGAUCUCCACCCAGGACGGCUCCCCCUCCCCGGGCCUCUCUCCUCUUGCCUGCGAGUCACCUCACCUCGUAGGCCUCUCGGUUCUGAUAUCGUGGGGUGAGGUAAGAGUAGGCCCGGGGAGGGUGCUUACCGCUGAGGAGCCGCAGUCGCUAUCAAGAUGAUAGAGGUACUGACAACAACUGACUCUCAGAAUCUGCUACACCAGCUGAAUGCCCUGUUGGAACAGGAGUCUAGAUGUCAGCCAAAGGUCUGCGGCUUGAGACUAAUUGAGUCUGCCCACGAUAAUGGCCUCAGAAUGACUGCCAGACUAAGGGACUUUGAAGUAAAAGAUCUUCUUAGUCUAACUCAGUUCUUUGGCUUCGACACGGAGACAUUUUCUCUAGCUGUGAAUUUACUGGACAGAUUCCUGUCUAAAAUGAAGAUAAAUGGCAGAGAUUUGACCUUCUGGCAAGAGCUCGUAUCCAAGUGUUUAACUGAAUAUUCAUCAAACAAGUGUUCCAAACCAAAUGUUCAGAAGUUGAAAUGGAUUGUUUCUGGGCGUACUGCACGGCAACUGAAGCAUAGUUACUACAGAAUAAGUCACCUCCCAACAAUUCCUGAAAUGGUUCCCUAAUUGGCAAAUUUGUUCACUGUUAUUCUCCAGAUAGAGAAAAUUUUCUAAUGCUAUAAUUUUCUGCUACAAUUGAAGAAUUAAAAUAUUAAUUGUAAUGUUUCAAAAUAAACAAAAUGGAGUUAGAAUAGCAAAGAGGAAAAUGACUUCACUGAUCUAGUAAGCUAAUAUUUGAAGUUUAUUACAUACAAGGUAUAACAAUUUAAGAGUAAGGAAUUAUGCAACCUCUGAUGUGUUAGCCAUUUCAUUAAAUUUCCAGCUUAGAAAACACAUCCUCCUUAAUAGCCUGAAUUUUAAAAGUAGCACGAGUGGUUUUUUUUUUUUUUUUUUUUUUUUUUUUCAUUGUCUAUCAUCUUAUUGUAUGUAGGCCCAAGCUCUGGCUCAUUUAAAGCUACACAAGCCAAAGUAAGACAAAAGGACCAAAAGUUUGAACCGUAUAUGAACUAAUUUGAGACUGUUAGCUUACAAACAAAAUGAAUAUGUAUUUAAAGAAAAAGUAACAUAUGGUAGAUGAUACCUACAUUGGGUGUCUGGAAACUGCCAGGGGGUGUCAACACUAUAGUUACAUGUCAUUACUGUAGAAGUUGGACUACUAUACUAGAA
Molecule: messenger RNA, 1274 nt
Organism: Propithecus coquereli (Coquerel's sifaka)
Lineage: Eukaryota; Metazoa; Chordata; Mammalia; Primates; Indriidae
Gene: CCNG1
Product: cyclin G1
Exons: 3
Coding region: 219-674 (151 amino acids)
Source: RefSeq, a predicted model, not a curated record